AUGUCCUCGACCGAAUCGGAUCCAUCAACAAGUUCCACCAACCCGACCUCAUCGACCUCAGUGAACGUCGAACGUUCCCCGUCCCCUUCAACCUCGGCCUUAACGCUCUCCCUCAUUCCACUCUCCCUCUCCAGUUCACCGCAUCCGUCCACCUAUUCAAGAGACCGCGACGCCAGCGUAUCGCUCGACUGGCCCUCUUGCGACUCCCCCACGACCACGACCACGACCACGACCACGACCGGCGGCGGCGGUGAUCGAUCGCUCUCACUGGCGGCCGCAGGUUCUGACCCACCGGGCCAGUGCUGCCCGCAAAGUUCUCUCGACGUUCCUCCCCCCGUUCCAAGAUCCAGAUUGACGAGUCGGAUCAAGGUAUUGAAAGCUUUAUUAAUCGGACGGGGGAAUACGCGUCGAGGUGGAGAAGGUUCAGGCGAGGAGGGGAAUGAUGGGGACUCGGAGGUUGGGGAAAUUUUGGAUGCGUCCGAGUUGAGGGAGAGGUUGGAGAGGGUCGAGAAUGAAUUGUGUUCAUGGGUUCGUCGAGCGCGAUUGGAGUGA
This is a messenger RNA of Microbotryum saponariae, 552 nucleotides long. The record is from the annotation of a GenBank genome assembly. Lineage: Eukaryota; Fungi; Basidiomycota; Microbotryomycetes; Microbotryales; Microbotryaceae.